AUGAAUAUCUCGGAAAGAUAUAAAGGUUUUCCAGGAAACCAAGACACGGCAGCAAGUGCUGACGACUUCCCAUUCUCAAAAGCUGCUCGACUGGCCUGGACAGUUAUACCCCCUAUAAUUCUGAUCCUCGGAACAUUCGGGAACACCAUGUCUAUUGCGGUUCAUCACAGGCUGAGUAGAAAAAGGCAGUCGGGUAUUUCAGUCUAUCUUGUAGCACUGGCAGUCUCAGAUCUUUUGCUGCUUUAUUCUGGUCUCCUCGUGCAGUGGGUGUCCAAUCUCUUUAAGGUCAACGUCACCAGGUCAAGUAACUAUUUGUGCAAACUAGUUGUUUGGUUUAUUUACACGAGUGGAGCUGCGUGCGCCUGGCUGCUCGUUGCUGUAACGUUGCAGAGAGCGACGUCGGUGGUGUGGCCGCAUCGUGUAAAUUCGCUCAUAACCCUUAAAAGGUCGAUCAUCGUUGUACUGGGUCUCAGCGGCACAUUGAUGCUCAUCCACGUGCAUAUUUUAUAUGGCUGGGGGGUCGUUGUCACAAACUCUUCAAACAACACGUUCUCUCGAGACUGCGCGAAAGUAACCAAAGGUUAUCUAAACUUUUUUGACCGCAUUUGGUCCUGGGUCGACCUGCUCGUCUUCUCCCUUGUCCCAUUCAUCAUCUUGCUGGGAUCCAACAUGGUUCUUCUCAAAACGGUUGUAACGUCAGUUCAAGAAGCCCGCACCAGGCUGAGUGACAAGCAGCAGGUUACCUCUCGCAAGAAGACAGCCUCGUCCAUGACCAUAACUUUGAUAGUUCUGUCUUUCACUUUUGUAUCACUAACAGGUCCGAUCUGCGUCUACCUCCUGAUGAAGCCGUACGUGUUUGACGGUGAGAACGUCAGCGAUGAGACCGAAGCCUUGCGACGUUUAGUCUUCGCUGUCAUGGAUUUGCUGUGGUACAGCAACAGCAGCAUCAACUUCUACCUGUACUGUCUGAGUGGCAGCAAGUUCAGGACAGAACUAAAUGAGCUUCUUAGUCAGUUUAAACGUGCGAUUGGAGUCUGUCUUAAAAUAAAUAUUUGA
Molecule: messenger RNA, 1056 nt
Organism: Pomacea canaliculata
Lineage: Eukaryota; Metazoa; Mollusca; Gastropoda; Architaenioglossa; Ampullariidae
Product: probable G-protein coupled receptor 139
Exons: 1
Coding region: 1-1056 (351 amino acids)
Biological process (GO): G protein-coupled receptor signaling pathway
Cellular component (GO): plasma membrane
Molecular function (GO): G protein-coupled receptor activity
Source: RefSeq, a predicted model, not a curated record